This is a messenger RNA of Serendipita indica DSM 11827, 1611 nucleotides long. The record is from the annotation of a GenBank genome assembly. Lineage: Eukaryota; Fungi; Basidiomycota; Agaricomycetes; Sebacinales; Serendipitaceae.
AUGAGCUCGUCCAACGCCGGCACCGUCGUUUCAGAGGCCGUCUUGACCCAGAUUCUUACUCAGCUCGAGUCGCUCACCAUUUCUAAUCAAGUUCUACAAGCAAAGGUCGAUGCGCUGAGUUCUGCCGGCCGUCCUUCUGCCCCUGUUGCUGUCCCGAUCAACCAAACGAGCUCCCCAGCCGUCACAAUCAACGGAUCUUUUCCAUCUGGAUCACCUCCAAUGACAACUUUUGGUCUCUCGCCGCCCGCCACCGUCCUCCAACGGCCCCCAGCGCAGCCAGCGCCCGUUUCGCAGGAUCGCGAAAAGGUCCUCUACCCUCAACGUGUUAUUCUUACCACAUACCCAGACCAAACAGGAAUUCGUCCCGUUCCGCUCAAUUGGGGUGCCCAGGAUCCCAAAGUACGCGGACCCGUCGUUCCCUCUCGUCUUCCAGCCUCGAUCAAGCUUCGCAACGCGAUUGGUGCACACUCUGGCUCAUACUCGAUCUACCGAGCCCUCGCAAUCGCACUCGGCAACCUCAAUCCGACACACAAGCCCUCGUACGCCAACACUGAGCCACCCGUCGCCAUCCCGCCACAGCCGGCCUGGUUUGACCCGCGAAAGAUUGUGUCGUUUGAUCCAUGGGGACAUCUCGUCCCCCAGAUUUGGGCAGAGCAGAUAGAAGCCGGUCUCGACAUUCGUCCCAGUAUCGCUGUCACAAAGGCGCAUAUCAAGCUGAGCGAGCUUGACGAGGCGGCGAGAAAGGGAACGAUCAAGGUCGAUGGCACACUCGUGAUCAAGAGCCGACCUAUUCUCAAUGCAGAUUAUACAGAGUCGGAUGUGGAUCCUGGUGUAGAGUUGGCGUGCAGUAAAGCCGCCGUCGAGCCCGUGUGGUUCUUGCCUGGUGUCGCCGAGCGAUUCAAAAUUUCAGAGGGUCUCUUGAGGCGCGCCUUGUUCGAGGAUACGGGAGGAAUGUAUCCAGAGCUCAUCACGCGUCCGGAUAUCAAAGUCUUCCUCCCGCCCAUUGGUAAUCUGACCGUCUACAUCUUCGGCAAACCAGAAUACAUGAGCGACACAUCCAAGGAACUGACAUUGCGUGUGCACGACGAGUGCAACGGCUCAGACGUCUUUGGCUCGGACAUUUGCACUUGCAAACCCUAUCUCAUCUUUGCCAUUGAAGAAUGUAUCCGAACCGCACAGCGUGGUGGUGUCGGCGUCGUCGUCUAUUUCCGCAAAGAGGGUCGAGCGCUCGGCGAAGUGACAAAGUAUCUCGUGUACAAUCUCCGAAAGCGUGGCGGCGAUAGCGCCGACAAGUACUUCAAGUCGACCGAGAUGAUUGCGGGCGUCAAGGAUAUGCGGUUCCAAGCACUCAUGCCAGACGUCUUACAUUGGCUCGGCAUUCAAAAGAUUGACAACAUGAUCUCCAUGAGCGACAUGAAAUACAACGCCAUUGUAUCCUCUGGCAUCCCGAUCCUCAAGCGAUACGACAUUCCCGACCACCUCAUCCCGCCCGACUCGCGCGUCGAGAUUGACGCAAAAAUUGCUGCUGGCUACUUUUCGAGCACAAAGGCCAUUACUCAAGAGGACCUCGCAAAGACGGUCGGUCGUGCAUGGGAAGAGACGGAGCAUUGA